CCUUGGUGUCGAGGCUGCAUUGCCUGCGCACAUCGUCUUCGCCCCGGACACCCGCUGCCACAACUUAUCGCAGGUGGCGCCGCGCGGCCAAAGCUCACCAUGUCCGCUCCGCACGGCGGCUACGGCCAGUACCCGCCCCCGCAACCCGGCGAGCAGUUCACGCAUCCCGACCAAGGCUAUGCGGACCCGACCGCUGCCCCGCCCCCCGCUACCGGCGCACAGCACGCUGCGGAGCAUGGCAAGAAGAAGAAGAGAACAUAUGCCGCCGGCGCCUUCGAAGUCGGCAUGGGGGGCAAUGCCGUACUGGGCGGCCAGGCGCCAGCGGGAGGCCAAUUCGGAGCCCCCGCGCCGGUAUAUGGAGGUUAUCCGCAACCAGACGUCCAGCCCGCCGGCUACGCUGCUCAGCCGCAGCAGCCGUACGGCAUGGCCCAGCCGGCGCCGGCGCCUGCCGUGGGAGGCUACCAGGCCCCGGAGCCGUACUAUCCGACGGCCGGAGCUCCCCCGGCUGCCGGUGGCGUUGCCGGCCUGACCUCCGGGAUGUCGGCCAUGCAUCUCGGCCCCGGCGCCCAGCAGCAGCUGCCGCCUCAGGCGCGCGCUGCUCCCCUGAACCAGCUCUACCCCACCGAUCUCCUCAAUCAGCCCUUCAAUGUCUCCGAGUUGGACCUCCCUCCGCCGCCCAUCAUUCUGCCUCCGAACUCCAGCGUUACUCCUUCUCCGGAUGCGAACUGCCAGCCGAAGUACGUGCGAUCGACGCUGAACGCUGUCCCUACGACGCACUCGCUGCUCAAGAAAAGCAAGCUGCCCUUUGCGCUCAUCAUUCAGCCUUACGCCGCCCUCCACGACCUGGAUGACCCCGUGCCCAUCGUCCAGGAUCAGGUCAUCUCGCGCUGCCGGAGAUGUAGGUCCUAUAUCAACCCGUUCGUGACCUUCCUGGACCACGGCCACCGAUGGCGUUGCAACAUGUGCAACCUCACCAACGACGUGCCUCAGGCCUUCGACUGGGACGCCGCAGCCCAGAAGACCGUGGACCGGUGGCAGCGGCAUGAAUUGAACCACGCCGUUGUCGAAUUCGUGGCGCCGCAAGAAUACAUGGUCCGCCCUCCGCAACCCCUGGUGUACCUCUUUUUGUUCGACGUCAGCUAUGCCGCCGUGUCGACCGGCCUCCUGGCCACAAGUGCCCGCACCAUUCUGGACAGCCUCAACAGGAUUCCCAAUGCCGACCGGCGCACGCGGCUCGGUUUCAUCGCCGUCGACUCGAGCCUGCACUACUUCUCCGUCCCCAAGGACACGGACGAGAACGGCGAGACGAGCAUGCUCGUCGUCAGCGACUUGGACGAACCUUUCCUCCCUGUUCCCCAAGAGCUUCUGGUACCCUUGACAGAGUGCCGCAACAGCAUUGAGAGCUUCCUCACCAAGCUGCCAGAGAUGUUCGCCAACAAUCAGAACAACGGGUCUUGCAUGGGCUCUGCCCUGAGGGCGGGGCACAAGCUCAUCUCCCCUCUUGGCGGCAAGCUUGUUGUUCUCAGCGCGUCCCUGCCCAAUGUCGGCUACGGCAAGCUCGACAUGCGGGAAGACAAGAAGCUGCUGGGCACUUCCAAAGAGAGCGGCCUGCUCCAGACGGCGAGCGGUUUCUACAAGAGCUUUGCGGUCGAGUGCUCUAAGAACCAAGUCUCGAUCGACAUGUUCCUGUUCUCGUCGCAAUACCAGGAUGUGGCCUCGCUGAGCAACCUGCCGAGGUACACGGGCGGCCAGACCUGGUUCUACCCAGGAUGGAAUGCCGGCCGUCCGGAGGACGCCAUCAAGUUCGCCUCCGAGUUCAGCGAUUACCUCUCGUCCGAAAUCGGCCUCGAAGCCGUCCUCCGCGUUCGGGCCACCACCGGGUUGCGCAUGAGCACAUUCUACGGCAACUUCUUUAACAGGAGUUCCGACUUGUGUGCCUUCCCUGCCUUCCCUCGCGACCAGUGUUACGUGGUCGAGGUGGCCAUCGACGAGAACCUGACCAAGAACGUCGUGUGCCUGCAAACAGCCGUGCUGCUCACGACGUGCAACGGCGAGCGCCGCAUCCGCGUCCUGACGCUCGCGCUGCCGACCACCACCAACCUCGCCGACGUGUACGCCUCGGCAGAUCAAUGUGCCGUGACGACCUACUACAGCCACAAGGCCGUGGAAAGGGCGCUCAGCCACGGGCUCGAGUCUGCCCGAGACAUGCUGCAGAGCAAGAUUACCGAGUUGCUCCAGACCUUCAGGAAGGAAUUGGCUGGCGGCAGCAUGGGCGGCGGCCUGCAGUUCCCGGCCAACCUCCGCGGCCUGCCGGCGCUGUUCCUGGGCUUGAUCAAGCAUGUCGGUCUGAGGAAGUCGGCGCAGAUCCCCUCGGAUCUCAGGUCUGCGGCCCUCUGCCUGCUCUCGACGCUGCCCCUGCCCCUGUUGAUGCAGUACAUCUAUCCCCGCCUGUACUCCCUGCACGACAUGCCCGACAACGCGGGCGUUCCCGACCCGGAGACGAGCCAGAUCGUGCUGCCGCCGCCCCUGAACCUGUCAUCCGAGAGGUUCGUGCCCUACGGCCUCUACCUCAUCGACGACGGCCAGACGCAGUUCCUGUGGGUCGGCCGCGACGCCGUGCCGCAGCUCCUCAUCGACGUGUUUGGCGUGACGGACCGGGCGCAGCUGCGCGUCGGCAAGGGCUCGGUGCCGGAGCUGGACAACGACUUCAACGAGCGGGUGCGCGCCGUCAUCCAGAAGAGCCGCGACCACAAGUCGAGGGGCGUCGGCAGCAUCGUCGUGCCGCAUCUGUACAUUGUCCGCGAGGACGGCGAGCCGAGCCUCAAGCUGUGGGCUCAGACGCUCCUGGUGGAGGACCGCGCCGAUCAGGGGAUGAGCUACCAACAGUGGAUGGGGUCGCUGAGGGAGAAGGUCAGUCUCUGAUGGCGAUAGCGCCUCUGCGGCGGGAUGCAACUUUGUAGUUCGUAGUGCUGAUGUUUCUUGGUCUUGAACAGGUUGUUCAAUAAUCCAUCCAGCCUUGUGGUGCUGGGGGAAAAGUGAAUGCUUUUUUGUGUUGAUGCAUGGUUAAUGUGUGGGUGAAUAGAUGUUACACAGCAAAGGUUUACAGAUAAGACUGGAGUUGCAGCCGUUUGAUAACCGCGUGUCGUUGCUGU
This is a messenger RNA of Thermothielavioides terrestris NRRL 8126, 3152 nucleotides long. RefSeq lists its product as uncharacterized. Gene Ontology annotation, biological process: COPII-coated vesicle cargo loading; intracellular protein transport; endoplasmic reticulum to Golgi vesicle-mediated transport. Bases 100 to 2922 code for a protein of 940 amino acids. The record is from RefSeq and is a predicted model, not a curated record. The transcript has 2 exons. Gene Ontology annotation, cellular component: COPII vesicle coat; endoplasmic reticulum exit site. Gene Ontology annotation, molecular function: zinc ion binding; SNARE binding. NCBI's taxonomy places the organism in Eukaryota, Fungi, Ascomycota, Sordariomycetes, Sordariales, Chaetomiaceae.